This is a messenger RNA of Aureococcus anophagefferens, 711 nucleotides long. RefSeq lists its product as hypothetical. NCBI's taxonomy places the organism in Eukaryota, Pelagophyceae, Pelagomonadales, Pelagomonadaceae. The record is from RefSeq and is a predicted model, not a curated record. Gene Ontology annotation, molecular function: NAD(P)HX epimerase activity. The transcript has a single exon. Bases 1 to 711 code for a protein of 236 amino acids. Gene Ontology annotation, cellular component: mitochondrion.
AUGAGCACCCUCACGUCGCGCAAGGGCGUCACGCUCCUCGGCCAGGAGGCGGCCAUCGCGCUGGACGUGGACCUCAUGGAGAGCCCGGGCUUCAGCAUCGACCAGCUCAUGGAGCUCGCGGGCCUGAGCGUCGCCUGCGCCGUGCGCGACGCCUACCCCGCCGCCGACGGCAUCCUGAUCGUCGCCGGGCCGGGCAACAACGGCGGCGACGGCCUCGUGGCCGCGCGGCACCUGUGGCACUUCGGCGCGCGGAACGUGCGCGUCGUCUACCCGAAGCGCCCGGACCGGCCGCUCUUCCGCAACCUCGUCAAGCAGUGCGAGGACCUGCGCAUCCCCGUGGAGGACGCCAUGCCCGACACGGCGGGCUUCGACGUCGUCCUCGACGCCGUCUUCGGCUUCUCCUUCUACGGCGAACCGCGCGCGCCGUUCGACGAAAUCCUGCGCGACCUCGAGCGCACGUCGACGCCCCUCGUCUCCGUGGACACGCCGAGCGGCUGGCACGUCGAGGACGGGCCCACGGGGCCCGUGAAGCUCGCGCCGGACGUCCUCGUGUCGCUGACGGCGCCGAAGAAGUGCGCCUCCCACUUCGCCGGGAGGCACUACGUCGGCGGCCGCUUCGUGCCGCCGCGCGUCGCCGAGAAGUACGGCCUCGAGCUCCCGCCCUACCUGGGCGCGUCCCAGAUCCUCGAGCUCCCGAACUGGGGGUCGUAA